AUGAGCGACUUUAUAAAGGUUGAUUUAACACACAAUUUGUAUAGGAACAAAAAAUGGAAGGAAAUAAAACUUAAUAAAUUUGAAAAAAUAGAAAAUAUAAAAAGGAAAAUAUAUACACAUACAGGUACCCCUCAUGAUAAUAUGAACUUGUAUGCAUAUGACGAAUUAAAUAUUGAAAAUACACAAGUGUUUUUAAAUAAUGACCAAUUAUGUCUAAAUGAUUAUAAUGUUCGAGAUAACUAUACCAUUUAUAUACAAGAGAUGAAUAACUCUUCUGCUAAUGAUAUUAUAUAUAAUAUAGAUGAUGCGGAAAAAUUAGAAAAGUUAAAGCACUUGAAAUAUGAAAUAAAUGAAGAAAAUUAUAAUAAAAGACAAGAUACCUUCAGAACGUUCCUAAAAAAGUUGAAGGACACAAAAAAGGGAAAUAUAACCAAAAAAGAACAUACGGAUGUACUAAAUACGAAUGUACUAAAUACGAAUGUACUAAAUACGAAUGUACUAAAUACGAAUGUACUAAAUACGAAUGUACUAAAUACGAAUGUACUAAAUACGGAUGUACUAAAUACGAAUGCACUAAAUACGAAUGCACAAGGUACUUAUAACAAUACUUAUGAUAAAGAAGUAUAUAAAGUCGAUACACGGUGUAGAAUUAAAAUGGGAGAUCGAAGGGGGGUACUAAAAUAUAUUGGAAAUUUAAAAAAUAAUAAUGAAUUAUAUGUUGGAAUUGAUUUAGAUGAACCCUUAGGUAACUCAGACGGCAUGUAUAAGAACCAAUUCUUAUUUGAAUGUAAAGGAGAUAAAUAUGGUUAUAUAGGGCAUAUCAACUCAAUUGAAAUGGGUAACUUUCCUCCAUUCGACAUUAUGAACUUGGAGGAGUUCUGA
Messenger RNA from Plasmodium malariae, 882 nucleotides. RefSeq names its product tubulin-specific chaperone, putative. Gene Ontology annotation, biological process: tubulin complex assembly; post-chaperonin tubulin folding pathway. Gene Ontology annotation, molecular function: alpha-tubulin binding. Bases 1 to 882 code for a protein of 293 amino acids. The record is from RefSeq and is a predicted model, not a curated record. The transcript has a single exon. NCBI's taxonomy places the organism in Eukaryota, Apicomplexa, Aconoidasida, Haemosporida, Plasmodiidae.